This is a messenger RNA of Pseudo-nitzschia multistriata, 4409 nucleotides long. The record is from the annotation of a GenBank genome assembly. NCBI's taxonomy places the organism in Eukaryota, Bacillariophyta, Bacillariophyceae, Bacillariales, Bacillariaceae.
UAAAGAUAAAACCAACACAACAAUUUUAAAAGCUACUGCCACAGGACAGCUUAUAUCGCAACCAUGAGGAUCUCGGCGGCUGGUAUCUCCUUUGUCGCAGCACUAUGCUUCACGACGGCAUCCGUUUCUGCGUUUACCACACCGUCCCAGCGAGCGAUCAGCAUCCAGCAGCAGCCUUCAGUGCAAGGAUCGCAAGCAACGAUAUUGAACGAAAAAGAUGAUAAGAAGGGGAACUUUUUCAGCAAUAUGUUCAACGGAAGCGGCGAAAGCAACGAUGGAACGACGGCUCUUCGGGGCAAGCUGCCACCGCACCCGAGUGUACGGCCCCACAUUUCUCCCCUGAAUUUAUUGGGACCGGACCCGCAGGAAAAACCUUCUUCGGAUCCUCUCCCCGUACAUCCCGAUGUUCGCAGUGGAACGCUUCCAAAUGGACUCCCCUAUGUUAUCUUGCCCAACAAAAGUCCACCAGGACGCUUCGAGGCUCACUUGCAGGUUUUCUCCGGUUCGGGUACGUUGUCAUGCCGGAACGGCCUGUGAUUAAGAGAAACGCUAUCGGUAUUACUCUGUAUCUCGAUGGCCUUCAAGAACAAAAGCUGAAAGCUAUUGUUUUCAUGUUUUCAGAGGCUGAUAAAUUUUUGAACUGAACUUCUUGCCAAAACUCAUCUUAUCCUUUGCCAUCCCAAAAUAAUUUUCUUUUCAAUAGCUGACGAGCUUGAACCGCAACAAGGAAUCGCCCAUCUCACGGAGCACGUAGCCUACAUGGGGUCUAGAAAACGUGAAUUGCUCUUUGGAACGGGGUCGCAAACCAAUGGUACGUGUUGGAUCAAAUUGAUCCCUCUCUGAUUUCCUGUUUCAUUUAGUAGGUUUGUGUUGCUGUAUAACUGCAAAAAAAUUGUUAUUCAUGUGCUCUCAUCGGACCGGAUUCUAACAAAUAACGCCCGCAUUUCAUUCCUAUUUUUCUUGUGUUCUCGUUCGCGCCAUGGCAAUGUAAUAUGACACAACAACCCACAACGCUGGGAUGAAUCAAAUCAAUUUUUAUUUCGAAUAUCGACCGUUUGCACGAUUUGCAACAGCCUAUACUGAUUUUCAUCAUACCGUAUUUUAUGCAGUCUGCCCCGUCAAAACACCUCGUGGCGACAUGCCUAUGCUUCCCAUGGCGUUGGAUGCUCUAGUGGAUGUUAUGGAGGCACGAACCGAGGGAUCGCGAUUGGAAAAGGAACGAGCCGCUGUUUUGUCGGAAAUGACCAUGGUCAACACCAUAGAAUACCGAGUGGAAUGCCAGAUUUUGUCAACGCUCCAUCGCGAAAAUCGCCUUGCCAAGCGGUUCCCAAUUGGUAAAGAAUCCCUGAUUCGUUCUUGGAAUACCGACGAUGUUAAGUCUUGGCAUCGACAGCACUAUCGACCCGACAACGUUCUCUUGUAUUUGGUAGGAGACAUCAACCCCGACGAGGCCGAAAAGGUUAUUGCCCAAAAAUUUGGACGACUUUCCGCAGAAAAGCAAGGAUCAGAGAUUCGAUUGGAAGAAAUCAAGGAAAUGGCAAGCGAUCUAUCCGAGGCCGUGGUUGAAGGAUCCGUUAAGGCAGCACAGAGUUGGCAUUACCCACCGGUGCGACACGAUUGGUGCGCACCAAUUGACCAGGAGGUCCCUCCCGAAUUGAUUAUCCCAGCCAAUAGUUUGGAAUAUGAUUUGCAGCUCCAGGAGUCGUAUCCAUUGGAUGAGAAAACGAAUUUCUUGGAAUCAGAGGAGGUGGCUCCGGGAAAACAAAUCCGUCCCCACAUUUUCCGGUGAGUCUGUUAUGCAGAUAUAUUAAUGUCAUGACAAGAGUAUUUGAUGGACGAGCUUCUCACAUUUAUUUUUUGGCGUUCGAAAAUUCAUCAGUCAUGAACUUUUGCAGUCAUUUUCCCUCCAUUUCUUCAGCAAGAGACCGGUCGAACCGAUCGUCGACAUUGAUUCUUUUCGCAAGAGUCUUGCACGAAGGGUGGCGCUCGCAGCACUUCAAAUUCGUCUGAACGUUGGAGGAAGAAGCGAUGACCCUGCCUUCACAUUCGUUGAAUUCAACCAGCUCGAUUCUGCUCGCGAAGGUUGCGCUGUGUGCAGUCUUGACAUGACUGCCGAACCACACAAAUGGAAGGAAGCCAUUCACAAAUCCCUGUCGGAGAUCCGCAAACUUGGCGUUCAUGGUGUAACAAUGGGGGAAAUGGAAAGGUAUGCAUCGUCCCUAAUGACAGAUGGUGAACAAUUGGCAGCGCAAGGGGAUCGCAUCAGCCAUGGAGACCAACUUUCUUAUCUAAUGGAAACCGUCGCCAACGGGCAUACAUUCAUGUCUCCUGAGCAAUCAUACCACAUGACUGCGAAGGCGUUGUCAUCUCUUACGAUUGAAGAUGUCAACGCUGCGGCUGCAGAACUUUGCUCGCAUGUAACUGCUCUGAAGGACGGGGAACUACCACUCUCUGGUCCCGUCAUCGCUGUUGCUUGUACACCCAAGGGCGUUAGCGAGGACGAUCCGGCAUACUGUGACGAGCAUAGUUUGGUCCAAGCAAUUUACGAUGCUUGCCAAAUUGAUGUUGAACCUGAGGAAGACGUUGUUGUUCCUUUCACUCUGCUGCCCGAAGAUAAAUUGGCUCAAGCGAUGGAGGAAAAUCCACCUGUUUGGUUGGGAGGACAAUUCAGUGAUGGAACUCCCAACACUGCCCCAGAUACCAUCACACGUCCGUUUACGCUUCGACGACUCGGCAAUGGAAUCCGUGUUGGUGUUUCUUACAAUUCGCACGAAUCUCAAAGAGGUCAUCUUCGCCUAGUAGCUCCUGGUGGUAGAGAUGCGGAGAAGCGAUUAGGCUUCAAAAAGGGAUCAAUGUCGAUCGGUGCUCGAACCAUGCAAGAGGGAGGUGCCUUUGGACCUUGGACUCGAGAGCAAGUUGAACUAUUUUGUGUUGACCACUUACUCAUGGUCGAGAUCAACUGUAGUGAGGAAUCUAUUACUGUCGAUUUCGUGUUCCCCACAAACAAUGUUGGAAAUGUUGGAUUCGGAGAUGACGUACAGCUCGGUAUUACGGGGACCGAAUCCGUUUUGCAAAUUGUUCGAGAAAUCAUUGUCGGCUUCAAGUGGGAAGAUGAUGCUUUGGGACGGGCCAAAUCAAGUUUCCGCACGACGCACGAAAGUCUCUUGAAGAAUCUCGAGAAUUUCAGCACAGAAAGAAUCAUGGAAGCCAUGACAGACAAUGAUGAUCGGUACGUACAGACAAAAUAGUUUGUGUUUCUGCUCUUCUUGUUUUUGCAUUACCUUAUUGUCACGCAUCUCGUCUGACACACGCACACGCACACAUUCAUAUAUUGCCACUUGUUUUGGAUCUGUGCCAUAGUUUCCUUUCUAUCGAUGUGGAUGCAGUAAAUGACAUUUCCUUGGCGGAUGCCAAAAAUGCGGUCAUGUCUCAGAUGUCACCCUCCAAUCUUGAAAUUUCUGCUUCCGGUGACUUUGACGUCACUGAAGUAUUGGAAAUGAUCUACAAGUAUAUUGGAACUAUCCCUGCAGAUGCCAACAGCGAGUUUUUGAAGGAAGAUGUAGGACUCGAACAGGGAGCAGCUGUGGGAAGCGUCCCUGCCCUCCCCAAACCGGGCAAGUUCUUGGAACUAGAACUUGCUGAUUCUGAUCCCCGUGCAGUCGCAUAUGUUGCCGGUUCUGCACCAAAUGCAUGGGGUUAUUUGUCCGAUGGCACUUCUAUGGCAGAUUACAUUAUGUCUCAAGACAAGCGAGCAACAGAUUACGACCGACAGCGACGUAAACACCCGCUAUUCGGACACGUGGCAUUGUUACUCCUCUCUGAAAUUGCUAACCGCCGUCUAUUUAGCUACGUCCGCGAACGUAAGCAACUUACGUAUGAUGCCAACUUCUCAUUCACUGGUUUUGAACGGCUACUAGGAGGAUUCUUCCUUGUCACUGUAACGGCUUCCAAGGAGAAUGCUGCGAAGGCCCUUCAGGCGUGCAAGGAGACCCUCUUCAACCUGAAAAAGGGCCAGAGAAUCACGCCUGACAAUGUUGAGUCGGCGAAGCGUGUUGUGCUCAAUCGUCACGACUUUGAGCUGCGGACAACCGCUUACUGGGCGCAGCUCAUGUCCGGCAUCCAGGAAGAAUCGGUUCCUCUCAAGGGUCCCCUUUCCUUCACUGACUUCGCGAAGGUCGUCGAAGCAAUCACGCCGACUGAUCUGCAACUCGCCCUCGAGACCAUGGGAAUCGAAGACGACGAAUUGUUCACCGCAAUCGGAAGGACUGUUCAGACGAACGUUCCCACUGACGACGAAGACGAAACGCCUCUUGUGCGACAAGCACCUGCUAUUGGCAUGAGAAGAGGAGGAGCUCUUAGAGAUUAGAGUUGUCGAUUUUCCUCUUGUAGCUCAGAAAACUAUAAUUAUU